Molecule: messenger RNA, 370 nt
Organism: Racocetra persica
Lineage: Eukaryota; Fungi; Glomeromycota; Glomeromycetes; Diversisporales; Gigasporaceae
Source: the annotation of a GenBank genome assembly
UUAGACCUGAUAUUAGAGAUGAAAUUUAUAGAAUUGGUCAAACAAAACCUAUUAAUGAUAUUAUUAAUAGUUUGGCAGAACUUGAAUUAUGUCAUAGAAUAUUACAACAGGCACUAUCUCAACCUCGCCAUACACCUAUUGCUCCUGCUAUUCCAGAUUUUUACUCUAUAAAAUCAGAAAAACCUUGGCAAGCAUUUUACAUAGUAGAUCAAGAAGAUAAUAAUAUGGAUCCACUUUCCCAAGAUCCAGAUUACCUUAAAUACCUCGAGCAAGCAAAAGCCUUAUUUAAAAAACCACAAAGAUCCAACCAAUCUGUCAGAAUAGAUAGAAUAGAAGAAGGGCUUCAUGAAACUCAAGAUACUAUAAAUUA